AUAUUCAGGAUAUCUUAUUUUUCAGAUAGAAAUGGAUUCUGUGACUGAGCCCAGUCCAGGGAAUAAAGGAGGGAUUUUAAAAAUAAAACCUCCGGAGGAAUUUCCUUUCCCAUUUCCACCGUACUCAAUUCAGACACAGUUUAUGGAAGCUUUGUUUAAUACUCUCAAUAAAGGGGAGCUUGGUAUAUUUGAGUCUCCAACAGGAACUGGAAAAUCUUUAUCUUUGAUUUGCGGAGCUUUAACAUGGUUUAUUCAAUAUCAAGCAGCUUAUAAACAGCAGCUAGAGGAGCUAGUACAACAGAAUAAUGUACAGAAGGAUGAUAAUGACGAGGAUGAUUGGUUUGCAGCAGCAGCGGUCAGACAAGAAGUUAAUCAUCAAAGACUUCAGGCAAAAGAAGAACUUGAUAAAAUCAAGAAACGAGAAGAAAAGAUUAAGCGAAUAGUUGAUCGGCGAAAGCAUCUGAAGGUUGUUGAGGACCAGCAGAACGUUGACGAGUUCAACGAUCUCUUCAAAGAGGUCAAGUGGAUUAAGAAGGCUGUGAAUAGAGAGCUUUCACAGGGAGUUGGAGAUGAAGAUAUUCUUCUAGAAGAUUACAACAGUGAAGGAGAAGAGGAAGAUGAAGAAAAUGACCCUGAUGAACCAGAUAAUAGACUCAAGAUAUUCUUUACAUCACGUACUCAUUCACAGCUCACACAGUUUGUCAGAGAAGUUAAGAAAAGUCCUUUCGGGAAAGAUAUUUCAUUAGUAAGUCUGGCAAGCCGAAGUGUAAUGUGCAUCAAUCCCUCAGUUAAAAAUCUUCAUUCACAGGCCGCAAUUAAUGAAAAAUGUCUCGAACUUGGGAAGAAAAAGUCUAAAUCCACCAAAAUCGACACGGAUGAACUUACAGUUAAAAAAUCAAAAUCAGGUGUGUGUCCCUAUAUUAGACCUAGUGGUAUAGAGAAUCUAAGGGAUGAUGCUAUCCUUGGUAUUCAUGAUAUUGAAGACCUUGUAGAGUCGGGGAAGAAAUCUGGUAGUUGCCCAUAUUAUGCAUCCAGGGCUGCUGUACCGCUCUGCGAUCUGGUUGUAUUACCGUACAACACGCUACUCCAUGCCGGUACACGGAAAGCUGUUGGUGUCGACGUAAAGAACAGUGUUGUUAUUAUAGAUGAGGCACAUAAUCUUCUAGAAACAAUCACGGGUAUCCAUAGUGUGGGUGUGUCUGGUCAACAACUCAGCUCCGCCUACUCACAACUCACUCAAUACAAGAAUAAGUAUAAAACUAGGCUUAAGGCGAGUAACCUACUCUAUAUUAAACAAAUACUUUUUGUGAUUUCGAGCUUUAUCAAGUUCUUGGGAGGUUCCCCUGGUAAGGACCCAACCCUUCCUGUCGGCACUAGAGAAGAGACAAAGUUGUCAACUGUCUCCGAGUUCUUGGCUGACACAGAUACCUACAACCAGAACCUUCUCAAGCUCGUCAAGUACUGCAACGUCUCCCAGAUAUCACACAAGCUCCAGGGAUUUGUAGAGAAGUAUAACCCUGCCGUGGACCCAACCAGGGUGGAGGAGACGAAGAAAGGUGUCGGCGCUUUCCUGGAAUCUAUUCAGAAGAAGAAUCAGGAUUCGCCUAAACAGGAGAUAAAGACGGACGGAGAACCUCGAAAGCCAGGUUCCUCUCCGCUCCUGGGGAUAGUGGAGUUCCUAUCAACUCUAGCCACUAAUUUCGGGGACUCAAGGAUAGUGAUUAAAACUGGUUCAACACUAGCUGGGGCUGGGAUUCGGUUCCUUCUGCUAGAUCCAGCAACUCAGUUCAAAGAGAUUGUUCAGAGUGCGCGUUCUGUGGUAGUGGCCGGAGGAACAAUGCAACCUAUUGACGAAUUCAAGCAGCAGCUGUUUAUCGCCGCUGGUGCAGAUGCCACGCGUAUUUCUGAUUUCAGCUGUGAGCACGUGGUUCCAGAGGAUCAUCUACUCCCUGUGGUCAUGUGUACAGGACCUACAGGGGUACAGUUGGAUUUCAGUUUUCAGCACAGAGAUAAUCCUAAACUACUGGAUGAGCUGGGAAGAGUUUUGCAGAAUUGUAUUGCUGUAAUACCAGCUGGGCUGGUCAUAUUCUUCCCAUCAUACGACUACGAAGAGAAAGUGUAUAAGCACAUGGAGAAGGCUGGAUACCUAGACAAGAUAAACCAGAAGAAACUUGUCUUCAGAGAACCCAGAGGAACAGGGGACUCAGAUAAGAUCCUCCAUGAGUAUACACGAACAGUAAAGAUGAGAAAAGAAGGGACACAAGGUGCAAUCCUACUUGCAGUUGUCGGAGGCAAGAUGUCGGAGGGGAUCAAUUUCAGUGAUGAGUUAGGCCGGUGUGUGAUGAUGGUAGGAAUGCCGUAUCCUAACCUUCACAGUCCUGAGCUGAAGGAAAAGAUGAACUAUCUCAACAACAACGUGGCAGCCAUCAACGGGAAGCUGGCAGGUCAAGUACACUAUGAGAAUCUGUGUAUGAAAGGAGUGAAUCAAAGUGUAGGAAGAGCUAUCCGUCACAGAACAGAUUAUGCUUCAAUUCUAUUCCUGGAUCAUAGGUACAGCAGAAGUACUGUACAAGAACAGCUCCCAUCUUGGAUAAGAAAGCAAGUGAGGGUUCAUCCAAAGUUCGGUCCAGUCCUGGGAGAUCUCAGGAAGUUUUAUAAAUCAAGAACAGAAAACUCUCUUAACCAAUAGGAUACAUAUUUGUUCUUAUCAUAAAUACAGCAAGGACCAAUACGCUUAUACAUGCAUGUACAGAACACUGCAGUAUAACAGUGUACAUACUGAUAUAUGUAUGAUUGAAAUUAUGUGAUAGAAGUACCUUAAAUAGCCAUUCAUUUGUAUUUCUUGUUAAAACCAUUUACAAAUUUUAACUAAGUCAUAACUUUUUAUACUUUUUUUAUGACGACAUUUCUGUACGGUUAUGUUUCAGA
Molecule: messenger RNA, 2928 nt
Organism: Eurytemora carolleeae
Lineage: Eukaryota; Metazoa; Arthropoda; Copepoda; Calanoida; Temoridae
Product: ATP-dependent DNA helicase DDX11
Exons: 23
Coding region: 32-2689 (885 amino acids)
Biological process (GO): nucleobase-containing compound metabolic process; establishment of sister chromatid cohesion
Cellular component (GO): nucleus
Molecular function (GO): ATP binding; DNA binding; DNA helicase activity
Source: RefSeq, a predicted model, not a curated record